AUGAUUGCGUCAAGUGGUUGUUGGCGGAGAUCAGUUAUCGAGCCUCAUUCGGCCUCGAACCUGGCGUCGGUUGGAGGCCCGACCUGCCUGCGUCCUCCACUCCUUUCUACGCACGAGUACCACUACGAGGCACUGAUUGUUCUAGCAGGAGGCGCACGGAACGCCCUCCUCCUUCCGUCAGGCCAUCGAUCGUAUUGUCCAGCUCCUGCCCUCCGCUCGGCUAAAUUGCGCGGCUGGACAGUUGCCUUGGCGCUUUUGUCCAUCUUUUGCACUUCAGACCUUUCCGAGCUCCGUUUUUUUUGUAUCUGA
Caenorhabditis auriculariae is the source of this 309-nucleotide messenger RNA. NCBI's taxonomy places the organism in Eukaryota, Metazoa, Nematoda, Chromadorea, Rhabditida, Rhabditidae. The record is from the annotation of a GenBank genome assembly.